Molecule: messenger RNA, 781 nt
Organism: Drosophila virilis
Lineage: Eukaryota; Metazoa; Arthropoda; Insecta; Diptera; Drosophilidae
Gene: Cpr64Ab
Product: Cuticular protein 64Ab
Cellular component (GO): extracellular matrix
Source: RefSeq, a predicted model, not a curated record
CCUCAACCUCAAGACGGGCCGAAAUGGGAAGCUAUUAAUGCACAGCACGUGCCGCAGUUAAAGUUAUGAUUGUCAUAAAGCCCAGCGCUUGGGUGCUGGGAUUGUGCAAAUUGUUGUUGGCACGUGCAUUGAGGAAACUUUUGUGUGUUCCCGACACGGAAUGCGCCUUGCGUCAGCGCAGACAUUGGGUCACUUUUGGCAACCGGGUGACGGUUGGCAAAGCGUUUAAAACCACGCAGCAACAGCUCCAAGAGACAGUCCAGAAAGUGCAAUCAAUCAAUCCACAGUGCAAUCCAACAUAAUUAAACAUGGCUCUGCUCAAGUCUCUCCUCAUCAGCUGCGCUCUGUUUGCCGUCAUCGAGUGCGCCCUGCUGCCCGGCGUGCCCGUGAACACAGACUUUGAUCCGCAUCCACAAUACGCGUACGCCUACAAUGUGCAGGAUGCCAUCACCGGAGAUAGCAAGAGCCAGCAGGAGGUGCGUGAUGGAGAUGUGGUCAAGGGCUCCUACUCGGUGGUCGAUGCCGACGGUUCGCUGCGCACCGUUUUCUACACGGCCGAUCCCAUCAACGGCUUCAAUGCGGUCGUACAGCGCGGUCCAGUUCCAGCUGCAGUUGCAGCUCCAGUUCCCGUGGUCGGCCCACGUCCAGUCGCCCCAUUCCUGGGCUAGGCAACAGCUGUUGCUCCAUUCUUCUGAUCUUAGCUUGUAGAUAAGUUAUUGUCCGUUCUGUAGAUCUAACCAAACUCAUAAAUCAUUUAAUAAAUCCAGUUAGCCAAAGAGAA